This is a messenger RNA of Thunnus maccoyii (southern bluefin tuna), 962 nucleotides long. It is a transcript of the gene ccdc25, whose product is annotated as coiled-coil domain containing 25. Bases 195 to 818 code for a protein of 207 amino acids. Lineage: Eukaryota; Metazoa; Chordata; Actinopteri; Scombriformes; Scombridae. The transcript has 9 exons. The record is from RefSeq and is a predicted model, not a curated record.
GCGCAUGCUAACUAUCUGUAGCUUCACACAGCUGGCUAACAACUUCCCGGGUCAACUUGUGCACGCGAGAAGUGACAGCAGCAACGUUAUCAAUCGACAAACAGCUGAUAAUAUUGAUUUCUGUCAAUAAUCUUAGCUUGUCAACCUUAUACACUUACUGCUCAUCUUUAGAAGAACAUUUUAAUUCAUCAAAGAUGGUGUUUUACUUCAAAAGUGCCGUGGUGAACCCUCCCUACACGAUCUACAUGGGGAAGGACAAGUAUGAAAAUGAGGAUCUAAUCAAGUACGGGUGGCCUGAAGACAUCUGGUUUCAUGUGGACAAACUGUCCUCGGCUCACGUUUAUCUGAGAUUGCCAAAGGGUAACACCAUAAAUGACAUCCCCCCAGAGGUGCUGAUAGACUGUGCACAGCUGGUGAAAAACAAUAGCAUUCAAGGCUGUAAGAUGAACAACAUCAAUGUGGUUUACACACCGUGGGCCAACCUGAAGAAAACCGGAGACAUGGACGUGGGACAGAUCGGCUUCCAUCGACAGAAAGAGGUGAAGAUCGUGGCGGUGGAGAAGAAGAUCAACGAGAUGAUAAACCGUCUGGAGAAAACAAAAGAAGAACGCUUCCCCGACCUGGCGGCAGAGAAAGAGUCGAGAGACAGAGAGGAGAGGAACGAGAAGAAAGCUCAGCUCCAAGAACAGAAGAAACGAGAGAAAGAGGAGCAGAAGAGGAAAAAAGAGAUGGAGGAACUCAAGAGCUAUUCUUCACUGAUGAAAGACGAAAAAAUGAAGACUAAUGAGGACGGCUACGAUUCAGACGACUUCAUGUGAGAGGUGACGACUGGACAGCGAGCAGACAGAAUCCUCCGCCAGCACUCAAAUCUGCUGUGGGGAUGCUCCCCUGCUGCUUCUGCUUGCUGCAACAGUGCAUUGACAUUGGGGGAAAAAUUAAAAAAAAAAAAAAAAAAGACAAAC